This is a messenger RNA of Lachancea dasiensis, 711 nucleotides long. Lineage: Eukaryota; Fungi; Ascomycota; Saccharomycetes; Saccharomycetales; Saccharomycetaceae. The record is from the annotation of a GenBank genome assembly.
AUGAGUUUACGCGCUUUGACCAUGAAGGCGUCUGCCCGUCCUUUGAUGACUUUGGGUGCCCGUCAAGCCCCAAUCGGUGCCCGUUACAUGUCAACCCCAGCUCCCCAAGACCCCAAGGAAAAGGCCUCUUCUAUCUUGAGUGCUUUGCCAGGCAACAGUGCUUUGUCCAAAACUGGUAUUUUGGCAACUUCCACUGCUGCUGCCAUCUAUGCCAUCUCUAACGAACUAUACGUGAUCAACGACGAAUCUAUCUUGUUGGCCACUUUCACUGGGUUCGUUGCCAUUGCUGUCAAGUUCUUGGCCCCUGCUUACAAGGACUAUGCUGACUCCAGAGUUAAGCAAGUCUCCGACGUCUUGAAUGCCUCCAGAGUCAAGCACGUGGACGCCGUUAAGCAGAGAAUUGAGUCCGUGUCUGAAUUGGAGAAUGUCUCAGAAACCACCAAGGUUUUGUUUGACGUUUCAAAGGAAACUGUUGAGUUGGAGGCCAAGGCUUUUGAGUUGAAGCAAAAAGUUGAUUUGGCCACCGAAGCCAAGUCUGUUUUGGACUCUUGGGUUAGAUACGAAGCCUCUGUCCGUCAAUUACAACAACAACAACUCACUGAAACCGUCAUCAAAAAGGUCACUGCUGAACUUGCCAACCCUAAAUUCCAGGACAAAGUUCUGCAACAGUCCGUUGCUGACGUCGAAAAGUUGUUUGCCAGCUUGAAAUAA